Molecule: messenger RNA, 3300 nt
Organism: Fusarium odoratissimum NRRL 54006
Lineage: Eukaryota; Fungi; Ascomycota; Sordariomycetes; Hypocreales; Nectriaceae
Exons: 3
Coding region: 310-1251 (313 amino acids)
Biological process (GO): carbohydrate metabolic process
Molecular function (GO): carbohydrate binding; isomerase activity
Source: RefSeq, a predicted model, not a curated record
CUCAGACUUGAAGCAUCCACGGCAUGGAUUCCAUCUUACAGAUACAACUUUGCCUGAGCGAACCAAAGCUACAGGGGAUAAAAGACCGAACAUCACCUUUAUAAGGCCCUUCAGCCUCGUGUUUUACUGGUUUAGAGUCCCGUCACUUUAUUUGUCUGCUCUUGCCUUGUUCUUCUACCUUCACCCCACUCGGACCCUUCAACCCCCACCUGAGCAGUCCGCCACUACCUACCUCACCUCUACCAGCUCCAUCUUCUCUAAAUCUCAAUCUCUUCUCUGCCUAUCUUGAUUCCUAUAAAAACACUCACAAUGGUCGACCGUCCAAACAAGCCCUCGGCGCUCGCCUCUACCCCCGCGGCCCCUCCUCAACCCGCCGUCGACAUCACUCACGAUAACUCUCGCGUCAAGGCCGUUCUUCCCACCGGCGAGAGCGUAGAGGUUCUCCUCCACGGCGCUACUGUCAUCAGCUGGAAGGAUGCUUCAGGAGCUGAGAAGCUCUGGGUCAGCGAGUCUGCUGCUCUUGACGGAAGUGCUCCUGUUCGAGGAGGUAUUCCCAUCGUCUUCCCGGUCUUUGGUACUGCCCCCGACCACGAACCCGUAGCCAAGCUUCCCCAGCACGGUUUUGCUCGUAACUCACGAUGGGAGUUCCUUGGAAAGUCUACCAGCGAGGGCUCUAGCUCCAGCGUGAAGCUCGACUUUGGUCUCUCCUCUGAGAGCAUCAGCGACGACUUCAAGGCUCUGUGGCCCUACAAAUUUGCUCUUAUCUACAGUGUCUCUCUUGAUCCUGAGAGUCUCAACACUACUAUUGUUGUUACCAACGAUGGUGACACUGCUUUCGACUUCCAGACUCUUCUUCACACUUACUUUAAGAUCAGCGAUAUCUCUUCCGCAGAGGUCACCGGUCUCGAGGACUCCGUCUACUUCUCCAAGGUCUCCAGCUCAGAGGCGACCCAAUCCGGCGCCAUCACUUUCUCUGCCGAAACCGACUCCGUCUACACCCCCGCCAAGGGUCCCUCUCACCCGGUCGUCAUCUCCGAGUCUGGUACUCCUCGUUUCCGUAUCGUCCGUGACAAUCUCGACCAGGUUGUCGUCUGGAACCCCUGGGUCGACAAGUCAGCCGGCAUCAAGGACUUUACUCCCAAGGACGGCUGGAAGAACAUGCUCUGUGUUGAGCCCGGUUCUGUCAAGGGAUGGCAGAAGCUGGAGAAGGGCGAUGCUUUCGAGGCGGCGCAGACUAUCACUCUGGUUUGACUUGGCAAGAGUGAGGGAGUGAGGAGAUUCAAGAUAUGACAGUUUUUACGUAACGGCAGCACAAUAAUUUGAGAUGGACAUGAUGUGAAUUAACUUGUGUUUUGAAAGACAAGCCCAUAUGCUUAGAUUAGAGAUGAAAGAAGGCACCAAAUCACAAGAUCACUGUCGUCAGUGCUGUGUUUAUCACUCAAGAUUCCUCACACGCAUCCAAGUGUUUCAAUGUCUCAUUUUUCUGCUUAUUCCCAAGUUGCUACCAUGAUAUUUACUGCUCCUAUUUUGUUCCAAUGUACAUUUUCGUCAUGUCAAACUUUAGUGUCACUCAUAUGCUCAGGCCGAUCGUGCCUUGUUCUCCCUAGAGAAAUGAUCCGCAACCAGGAAGGCCAACUCGAGAGCCUGCUUCUCGUUGAGUCUUGGGUCACAGAAACUAGUGUAGUUUGUCGACAAAUCAUCCUCAUCCAAUCCCUCACUGCCACCCAAACACUCUGUAACAGCAUCACCAGUGAGCUCGAGGUGCAUACCACCAAGGUUGCUACCCUCCUCUUUGUGAAUGCGUAGUGUCUCCUCAAGCUCACGGUAGAUAUCGCCGAAACGACGUGUCUUGAUGCCUGUGGGUGUGGAUAGUGUGUUGCCGUGCAUGGGGUCGCAUUGCCAGACAACCGUACGACGGUACUCGGAGUCCUCAACCGCGCGAAUAUGCGUGGGGAGGAGAUCGCGCACCUUGGCAGCACCGUAACGAGUGAUGAGGGUGAUCUUGCCAGGCUCGCGAGAGGGGUUCAACGUGCGAAGGAGAGAAAGAAGGUCUGAGGCUGGUGUUGUAGGACCGACUUUGAUACCAAUUGGGUUGGCAAUUCCGCGGAAGAACUCAACGUGGGCAUGAUCGAUCUGGCGAGUACGGUCACCAAUCCAGAUAAAAUGCGCAGAGGUAUCAUAGUACUCCUUCUUCUCACCGUCGUCAGCUGCAGGAGUAGGGCUUGAGGUUCUGGCAGUAGGCUUCUCAAGCAAACGAGUCAAAGACUGCUCAUAGUCGAGAAGAAGACCUUCAUGACUGGUGAAAAGCUCGACGGAAUCGAGUUCUCCGGGACGAGCAUUGAUGACCUGCAGGAAGCGCAGGGUCUGUUGAAUACUUGAGGCAAUAGCUGAGUACUUCUCCUUGAGCUCCGGGUCUCUCACAUGUCCGAGACCCCAGUCAAGAGGUCGAUGAAGAUCAGCGAUGCCAGAGGCGAGAGCAGCGCGAAUGUAGUUCAGAGUGGCAGCAGAGUGGUGAUAGGCUUUCACAAGGCGGUUAGGAUCGAUCUCUCGAUCUUCAAGACGGAAGCCAUUGAUGAUAUCGCCCUUGAAGCUAGGGACUUCCUUUCCAUCGACCAUCUCAGUAGGACUAGAACGCGGCUUCGCAUACUGCCCAGCCAUUCGACCAAUUCGCACAACUCUCUUGUUUGUUCCCCAAAUGAGAACAACACUCAUUUGCAGUAGCAAUUUGAUUUUACUCUCAAUAGGGCCCUGGCGACAAUAAUCAAAGAGCUCAGCACAAUCGCCACCUUGGAGAAGGAAGGCAUUUCCUUGUGCGACAUCGCGAAGAUGAGCUUUGAGGGCAAUGAUCUCAUUGGGAUGGACCAGAGGAGGAAGUUGCGUGAGUUCCUCAACAGCCUUGGCGAGAGGCUCUGCGUCAGGGUAGUUGGGCGAUUGCUUGAUGGGCUUUGAGCGCCAUGAAGAGGGUUCCCAGCCGGCAGAGGAAGAUGAAGCCAUUUUGUGUGUAAGAGGUGGGAUGAGCGAGACGACAGAUUCAAAACUGGGCGGAGCCAACCGCACAAAAGAAAAGAAUCAAGUGCCCGACUUGAUCAGUGUGUUGUAGUGUCUAUAUGAGGUCUGUUGAGUAUUUGUGGAAGAGUCGAGGUUUAUUGUAUCAAGAUGAGAGUGAGUGAGUCACAGAACAAAGACAGAUGGUCAAGACGCACCCUGGACUGCACCUGCACCUGGAACCGAAAAAAGUGAAGUUUAAUUGAGUUAACAAAGAAAUGUGGCGUUGCCGAUGGUAGCCACUACUUCAACUUU